Molecule: messenger RNA, 1275 nt
Organism: Rhodofomes roseus
Lineage: Eukaryota; Fungi; Basidiomycota; Agaricomycetes; Polyporales; Fomitopsidaceae
Exons: 6
Coding region: 122-925 (267 amino acids)
Source: RefSeq, a predicted model, not a curated record
CUCCCGCAGGCACGCCGAGGCGCGAACAUCCGCCGCACGCGCCGCGUCUCUGCUCAGACCAGACACCGAUCCAUCUGGACUGGGCUCCUCACAUUGUCAUUUGAGCUUGUCUACCACCGUCAUGACCGACCCAGCUGACGCUGCAGCCAACUCGCUCGGCCUCGAUCUGGACGCCCUCAAGAUCAAGGACGACCCCGAAUCGUCUGGCUCGCCCGCAGCGUCCAAAGAUGACAAGUCUCAGGCUGGGUCUGAACCUUCCGAGAAGACGGAAGAUCCCAAGCCAGGGGAUAUGUAUGACGAAUGGGAUGCGCCUCCCGGAUGGGGGGAUGAGGAGGAGACAAAGUCACCGACCUCUAAGCCCAAGAAGAAGGAGAAGGGCGAGCCGUCUCAGCAGCGAGAGAAGAAGAACCCGUAUAUCAAUCCAGAGCGUGUCAAGACUGGUGGUACCCAGCGUGACAAGUUGAGCGAGGAGGAGCUCGCAGAACGCAUGACGCGCAUUCGGGAGCAGAACGAGAAGAUUAAGCAAAGGCGUAUGGAUGUACAAGCGGACGAAGACGCAUUCAAGAAGACCCAGGAGGUAGAUCGUGUCAAGGCAGCAAAGACCAAGAAAGUGCAGGAGAAUAUCGACCGCACCCGCGAGCAGAACGCUCGCCGGAAGUUGGACAAGAUUCAGAACCGUGAGUGGGAUGCCGGGAAACCGACUCGAAGCGACUGGAAGUCGUCCAAGAAGACUGAGGAGGGCGAUGAGGCGGCAAAUGGAUCUCGUCCUUCCGUCGGCAUCCGUGGUGCUGUGCGUGGCGGUGGCGGAGGACGUGGUCGCGGAAGAGCGCCGUCCAGCCCUACAGUUGAGAAGAGUGAGACGGAUGUUGAAGAACCGACAACCACACCGGCCGCUGCUGCAGAAGCGCCGGCGGCCGCUGCAUGAAGAAUUCUUGAAGCCGCGAAGUGAACGCUAAGUGUAUAUGCUACCACCUGUAUCGCGACCGCGAGUUCGCAAAGCGCGAGGACUGCUGUGUUAUGCUCUGUUCUCUGGAUCUCAUACGAUGUAUACCAUUAGCAUGCAAUGUCAUGAGCUACUAGUAGUCACCUGAACGUCACCGCAUGCGCUGCAGCAAACUCAGUGCAGACCGUACAGGUCGACACAGUGCGGAACGUCUCUACAGCACGAGUAACAAGUGGCAUCCAGAACCGCGCUACACACAACGUCGGACUCGUGAAGACGGGAUGUACGUAGGACAAUCACGUUCACCAACGCGGCGACAUAGUGAAAGCAAA